AUGCCGCCGAAGAAGUCAAAGAAGUCGACAAAUGCGUUCACCACAGCCAUGGAGACGAGGAAUAACUCCAAGUGUAAUGUUGAGUACGAGAAGUUGGAAGAGAUAGAGGACAGGCGGAACCGGAAUCGCUAUCAGUUCACGUCUGGACACUACAGAACGAAGGACUGGGAGAUUGUUGAGAUGGGUAGUGAUCCGAAUGGUGAAUAUCCGGGUCCGGUGGGAAAGGAUGCCGAGGGAGAGGAUGUCUAUCGUGUGGAAGCGGUUUACGAUUUUGAAUGGGUUAUCGAUACGGAUGACGAGGAAGGCGAUGGUUGGCCGGGAUUUAGUGUGCGUUGGAAAGGCUGGCCACCAGAGUUUGACACAAUAGAGCCGUUCGACCACUUGUUGGACACACGCGAGGCUCGGAGGUGUGCGAAGAUGUGCGGCAUUUACCUCAACAGCGGGUCAGCCAAUACACGUGUCCGGCAAAGAGGUGUUCGGUCGGCGCUCAAGAAGUUGCGGAAGAAGUACUCUCCAGAGGAAGUGAGGAAACGGUUUCUUCACUUCAUUAUGACGCGAUCGAAAGUAGAGGACAUUGCGGUCGAGGGCAACAGCUUCCAGAGGUUGGCCAACGAGUUGUUCCGUGAGAACAGGGCUUCAGACAAGUUCUGUUUGUUUCUGGGAUUCUUUAGUCUUAACAAUGAGAAAGAAUCUCAUCUUGUCUUCCAAUACGAGUUGAAUUUCUGGAGCGAUUUGAGGGCGCAGUGGUCUGAAUUGAGAAUUGAAUCGGAAUUUGAAUUGUAUCCGAAAUUCAUUGGCCAGAAACCGGAUGAGCUGAAGGAUGCGAACUAUAACGGGAGGUACUCCGAGUCCACACAGAAUAUCGCUACGGACUUCAGAAAAAUCCUGAAGAGGGGUAAGGGUGUGAUCGCUCUCAUUAUGAGUCGUGUCGGUGACGGCGCCCAAGAGGACACUCAUUGUUGUGUACUUGUGGUACGAGGGACCGGAGUCUUUGCUUUCAAUCCAACUCCUGAUGCCAUUCAUCCGCACAAAAAGGCGAGGGAUAUC
Messenger RNA from Oppiella nova, 1047 nucleotides. Lineage: Eukaryota; Metazoa; Arthropoda; Arachnida; Sarcoptiformes; Oppiidae. The record is from the annotation of a GenBank genome assembly.